AUGAACGAUCUGUCGAAAUUACAAUACAAUGGACCAGAACAGCCACUUGACAAAUACCCGACAUUGGAAGAUAUCGAAGAUAUUGCUGAAGCAUUGCAAGAUGAAGAAACGGACGCGUGGACCGAUUAUGAUGAAGAUGAUGAUAUGGAAUUUGCGGAAGAGGAAGAGAAAGAAGCAGUAUCAGAAGAUAAAUUUGAAGCCGUGAAGGAAAAAAGAAAAGACGUCGAAGCGGAAUCAGAAAUAAUUGAUGAGACUGAUAUAUUGGCUAAUUUUAUGAUGGAAUUUGAAGCGAGAAAGACGAAGAAAUUGGUGACCAAGGUUGAAGAGACGAAGAAACAGCUGCGGCAUCUGAUCCGUUAUGCAAGACAGGUUGAACGGAAGAAAGAUGAUGAUGCGUCUGAGGAGACACCAAUCACGCCAGAAGCCGAAGAUAUUGAGAGUGACCGAGUGUCUACUGAGAGUUCUAUUCAUCCAUGUUUGCGCGGGAUAGACGUCAGCGAUUCUCAGCUGAAACUAGUGAAUCCGUACACAGUAUAUCGAAUUCCAAACGAUCCAGGAUUGUUACCAGCUUUCUGGCUGUUACGCGAAAACCCGCCAAUUUAUAGCACGGACGGUAUACAGAAAUUCUACGACACGGUAAAACGCACAGGUUUGAAACCGAUUGGUUCAUUGAAGGAUAUGUUCUUAACCGAUCAAUUAAAUCUGCGGUAUUAUGGACUCGAGUCACCAGUAAUGAAAGCGAUCUGCGAGGCUUUGGUUGACAAUACUUUCGUACGGAAACUGGAUUUAAAGGACAAUAAAUUGUCCUCGGAUGCGUGCAAAUAUCUAAACAAUUUAUUGCUCAAAAACAACACGAUAACUGACUUGUCAUUAUCGGGUUGCCGAAUUGGUACAAAAGGCGUACAAAAAUUAUGCGACGCAAUAUCCGAAAAUGUAAGUCUGAAGACGCUUGAUCUUAGUAGCUGUGAUAUCGGAAAUGAAGGCUUCGAAUAUGUCGCAUACGCAUUAUCUAAUAAUCAAGACUUGGAAAGCGUUAAUCUAUCCAAUAAUCAUUUAGACGAGAUAUGCUCGGAAAAUCUGCAGGAUCUGCUCUCGCACUCCAAAAGCUUGAUGCACCUAGACCUAUCUUGGAAUUCUCUAUAUAAUGUAAAAAUUUGGAAAGCUCUGGUCGACGGAUUAAAAAAAAAUCAAACACUGUGUUCUUUGAAUUUAUCUUGGAACGGACUUGAAAGCCACUCCGUUCCUUACAUUUAUAAUUUAUUAUCACGUUUGCAGAAUAUCGAAAAGCUGGAUUUAAGUUGGAAUAUAUUUACCGAGGCUGAUGCUGCAAUUAUCGCAAAAGCUCUAUCAAAAAAUAGUACGCUCCAGGAAUUAUAUCUCGGAAACAACCCUUUAGGAGCAAAAGGUGCUUCAGCUUUGAUUCAUGAAAUCACACCCCAUUUAUCACCUAACAGUGGUUUACGCAUGCUUGACUUGGAGAAUGUAUGGGCAAAUAAGGCUGUUCUAUAUGAUCUGGAGAUAAUUGAAAAGUUCAGACCAUGGGUCAUAAUCAAAUUAGGUGGUAUUUUGAGCAAUUAUCAGCUUUAUGGACCAAAUAUUAGGAAAAUACUCGUGGAAAGAGCGAAUUACGAAGCAAUGAUGCCAAAACAAAAAAGACUACGGCGCAACUUUGGGCAUUUUGUGAUAUCGCUAACAGACAAAAAAGUACCGCAAGCACAAUUUAUGAAGCUAGUGCAGAUGUUUAAGUUAAAGCUUUCAAUGUCACUGGUCAAUGAGAUUAUGAAUGCAUUCAAGGGACCGCAUAACACUGUCGAUCAGGAACAGUUAAAAUCAUUUUAUUUAGAAGAAUAUCCAGAAACAAUAGCUGCAGUACCAAAAUUGAAGAAGAAAUUUAAAGACACUAAAUAG
This is a messenger RNA of Solenopsis invicta (red fire ant), 1908 nucleotides long. RefSeq lists its product as uncharacterized. The record is from RefSeq and is a predicted model, not a curated record. NCBI's taxonomy places the organism in Eukaryota, Metazoa, Arthropoda, Insecta, Hymenoptera, Formicidae. The coding region runs from base 1 to 1908 and encodes 635 amino acids. Gene Ontology annotation, molecular function: protein binding. The transcript is spliced from 6 exons.